AUGGACCGCGGAAUUCGACGUCGGGUUUGGUGGCACAUUGUCUGGCUCGAUGUGCAGUCGAGUAUCGCCACCGGGCUGAACCUCUGCUGUGGCCCCGAGACCCUCGAGGCCGUGAGAAUGGUGGACUUGGACGAUGAAGAAAGCGGCGAACUGCCUGGUGGGACUUCCCCAUCCAACAAAUCUAUGGCUGGUGGACAGUCAGUCGCGAUCAUAUACGCCAUCGGGCGCUUUCAGAUAGCCCGCUUACAAGCAAGGAUCGUCGCGCACCUGCAAAGUCCCCAGGGUCCGACCGAAGAGGGAUUUGGAAAGCUUGUCGCAGAUGCAAAGCUGCUUCUACAGAAGAUGAACUCGCUCAUCGCUCUUGUUUCGACGCAAGGAGUCCCGGAAAAGGGCUACAUCUCAUCCCGACUAGCCAAUGUAUCUCCAUUCACCCAUCCGUCAUUGUACAAGGACGAUGCCAGCCAGCCGACUGUCUUUGCAGCAUGGACACGCAUCAUGUUGACAUUGAUGAAGUUUGAACUCGUGAUCUUACUGCGGAAACCAUUUUUGGUGCCUCUUGACACUGCGAAUCCGCAAUCACGUAAAUCAUGGACUAGCAUCGUACAGCUCUGCGUGAACUAUUUAAGUAUAUACCUGCAGCUCCACCAAACACCUGCGUUCGCUCCAUACGCAUGGUUCUGCUGCAGUCAUUAUGGGCCUUCUCAAUGUGUGUUCAUCACGCUAAUGUACCUCCAUUCAUUCCCGGACGCGGGGGAGAUCUUCCUGGCCCGAUAUCUCGUCGACGAGGUUAUACAACACUACGCGACUCAUUACCAAAUUUCUGACCCCUCGUCAACUUCAUCAACGAAGAACAACUCGGAAGAACCCGCGUCCAAUGGAGGCAAAAUGCGGAUGCCUUUGGCCAUCCAGGUCCUGGUGGAACUUCACGAUCGCCUCGACUCUUCUGGUGGACCGUCCUCCGCCAAUCGCACCAACCACAAUUGCGAAACUCCGCCCAUUGUUACAGGACCCCCGCCAGUAGUGGCUGCGGGCAGCAAACCAGGGCUGCGGAAUAGCGUCUUUGAAGCUGAAAGUGAUUCUGGCCGAAAUACGGACUUCCUCACGACUCUCUCGGAUCUCGAGGCCUGGUCGUCGAUGAUUAUUCUGGAAUCUGACGAUAUUCUCGCCAAUCCUGAUAACCUGAUGACUGAUCACGCAAUCAUGCCAGGAUUGGGCGCUCAGAAACAAGGGCACCAGGCACCCAGAUAA
Messenger RNA from Penicillium canariense, 1248 nucleotides. Its product is annotated as fungal specific transcription factor domain-containing protein. The transcript is spliced from 3 exons. The record is from RefSeq and is a predicted model, not a curated record. Bases 1 to 1248 code for a protein of 415 amino acids. Lineage: Eukaryota; Fungi; Ascomycota; Eurotiomycetes; Eurotiales; Aspergillaceae.